AGGUAUGUGGUUUUCAAAACUAUUUUGAGGGGAUAUGAGGAAAAAAACAGAAUAAGAAGGGCACUGACUUAGGCCAAAGAAAAUUGACCACCAAACUUGGGUAGGGGUGGGGCUCUUCUAAAAGAUAUGGCUACAAGAAAGAAAAAUGUCUGAAAAUAGAGUUCUUUGAGGAAGGAGUAAGGGGGAAAAGGGAAUGAAGCCUCCUUAGGUAACUAGAGUUUCUGACCACCCAUUCUUGACCUACAAUGCCCUGAGGCACCUGCCAGAGCUCAGAGUUCCCUGCCAUCUACCUCCUGACUCUGGUGCCCAUCUACCUUUAGCUGACAUGAGCAGGUGGGUGGGAAAGCUACUGAUAACAUAAGGUUCUUGCCAAUUUAUCCCCCAGGUUUAUAAGAGGCUCUGACUCCCAAGUAACGUGAUUUUUUCAGUCCCCCCUAGCCAUCACCUUUCGAGGUACCAAAUUGCUCUGAAAGGCUAGGUGGGUGAGUUUAUGUGUUGUCCAAACCUAUAUCUAGAAUCAUUGCUUUCUUUGGUGAUCAGUUUUGCUACAAAGUCUAUACCAGUGCUGUCCAAUAUGGUAGCUACUAGUCACAUUUAAUUAAAAAGAAAUAAGAUUUAUAAUCCACUUCCUUCCCUUUCACACUAGCCACAUUUCAAAUGCUCAAUAGCCACAUGUGGUGACUGGCCACCAGCACAGUUAUUGAGUAUUUUCAUUGUUGCAGAAAGUUCUAUCGGAAGGCUCUACCAUGUUAAAAAUAUCUUCAUUUAUGGGAAUUCUCUCCUCCCCAAGCCUGUCGUCCCUCGUUACAGCCUAGCUUUUUUAUUAUCCUUGGCCUCACACUACCCCAUCCUCAUAGUCUUUAAGACAUGACAUCAAAUGUCUGAAUUCUACUUGUUUUCAGGGUUGAAGCUCUUUCCCAUGGGGCUCCCAAGCCCCAAAGAAAUCAGGGAAUGUAGCUAAACACCAGUUUAACAGAUCCAAGCUCUCAGUGUCAGUGAGGGAGGUUUUGCUUUUCCAGCACAGGAAAGGAGAACAGAUUGUAAGAAGGCACAUUCCAGCUCCACCUGCCUGCACAUCCCAGUUUCAGAUCCGAUCCAGCAAGACACCCUGGGACAGCUUUAAGAGGUAAUGGAACUAUGAAGAAUUUAAAAGGGAAAAAAAAGCAUAGUCUCGCCACACAAAUGGAAGAUUAGGCGUGAACUGAAAAUAAAUAUUCCAUAACUAUAAAAGAAUUUCAGGCAGUAAAGUGUUUGUGAGCCCAAAAUGAAUGCAUCCCAAGAUGCAUCUCAAGGAACGCUUACAUGUAUGUGCUCGUACAACAGACUGUGCAGUUUAAACGAUGUAUUCAUGGCAAAAGCAGAUAUGAGCACAGGAAAUACUACUUCACACAGCAUUUCCCAAAGCAGAUACAUCACCAGCUGUUCACAUGUACAAACUCUGGACGUUAGAAUCUAUCUUAUUAAGAGAAAACCUAUUCCACUUACAAAAGGUUUGAUUUUUUUAUUGACACCCUGCCUAUGACAGAAAAAUUGAUUUUAAAUAUAUAUGACAAGGAAACAAGACUGAAAAGCUUUGCCCAGAGCACUUACCUCUGCAUUCUACUCUUUCUCUUACACGCCUGAGCGCACCAGCCUCUUCUGUAAGCAACAGUGCUGCACACGGCAUUAUGCCUCGUCCUCUAACCUGCAGCGGUAGUACCGACAGGAAUGCUCUCUGCAGCCCCAGGGGAAUACAUCAACCAGGCCUCUCCAGGCAUAUACAUUGCAGUAUCUAUUUUGGCUCUUCACAGACCUUUGUUACAAGUUCCUGUUUCUUAACUGUGUUCCAAACAGCAAUGAUGAUCAGUCACAUGGAGCCACCCACACCCUCUCCUAAGAUUAAGAGAGCAACUACAUCUGGACCUGGUGAGAAUGAGGAGAGAGAGGAACCUGGCAGAGGAGGGUGCCAUGAUAUCUCACUUCCGACAACACACUCAUCAGUUUCUAGUGACAGAGUUAGAAUUCAAGAGCAAAUGAUUUCCAUUUCAAAGGUUCCCCAUUGCCUACAGAAGGUAAAACAAAUGCCUUAUUCCAGGCCCUAUGUGAUCUGGAGUUUAAAAGUCCCUUCUCAGUGUUUCACCCAUCCCUUCUCACACUUCAAUCAAACUGGACUACCUUUGCCAUUUAUGCUUUCACUCAUACUGAUCCUCUAUCUUAAGAGCCUUUCCCACAUCUCUCCCAGUUCUAAACUGACCCAUAUUUCAAGGCCAAGAUCAAAAGUGGAUUCCUGCAGGAAUAAUAGUAUUCUCAAAGCUAGCAUGUACUUACUACUUACUAUAUUCCAGGUACUUUCAUGUAUUAUCUCAUUUAUCUUUGCAACAGCUCUGUAACAUAGGCACAACUAUUAUCUCCAUUUUGAAGGUAAAGUAAGUAACUUGCCCAAAGUCAAACAGUAGUGAAGAGCUCACACUCAAACUCAGGAGUCUGAAUCCAGAGCUCAGGUCCUUACCCAUGCUGCCAUACUCCUAUAGUGACACUCAUCCCAAAGAUCUUUGAAUUAAGCUCAUUAUCUGACUGUAUAGUAUAUAUUGGUUAUAAAAUCCUAUUUAUAUUGGCUUAAACAAUGAGGGAAUUUCUUAGCUCUUAUAACAAUUUCCCAGGAAGGUUAGUUCCUGGGCUGGUUAAGUCAGCAGAUCAACAAGCAAAAUCCUUUAGGAACCAAACUGUUUCCAUCUUUCUCCUCCAUCAACCUCUGUGUGUUAGAGCAAGGUAUUCUAGUGGUUGCAAAAUGGUUGCAAUAGCACCUGGGAUUGCAUCUUCAGGUGCCAAUGUUCAAAGAAUAAGUUUAAAAAUCUCCCAUUAGUGAAAUUCAUCAUAAUACAGGCACACCUUAACAAACAUGGAAAAUCCCAAAUAAGCAAUCUCAAAUUACACCUGAGUUAGAAAAAGAAG
Messenger RNA from Equus caballus (horse), 2931 nucleotides. The record is from RefSeq and is a predicted model, not a curated record. Lineage: Eukaryota; Metazoa; Chordata; Mammalia; Perissodactyla; Equidae.